AUGGGUAAUUCCCCCCCAUCAACUCCAGCACCCCCAUCAAUUCCAGCAGGUCCACCCCUGAGGAUUGUCCUGAUUGGGAAAACUGGAGUGGGGAAGAGUGCUGCAGGGAACACCAUUCUGGGGAGAGAAGCAUUUGAGUCAGAGACAAGUGCAAAUUCUGUUACACAUGAUUGUAAACCAGCAUCAAUUGAAGGGGAGCGGGAAAUACUGGUUGUUGAUACUCCUGGUAUAUUAGACACGGAUGAGGAUCAGACAGAGACAAUUAAAGAAGAGAUCCUGAGAUGCAUCAAGGUCUCUGCACCAGGCCCCCAUGCCUUCCUGCUGGUCAUAUCUGUCAGCCGCUUUACCAAAGAGGAGCGCAAUGCAGUUAAGGCCCUUCAGGAGCUUUUUGGAGAGAAGGCAAAAGAUCACAUGAUCGUCCUCUUCACACAUGGGGAUGAUCUGAAUGGUAAACCAAUCAAUGAGUUUGUGCGAAAGGGUAAUCCAAAGCUACAAGAAGUUAUUAGAAGCUGUGGAGCGAGGUACCAUGUGUUUGACAACAAGAGUAAGGACAGGACCCAGGUAGUAGAGUUAGUCAAGAGAAUAGAUGAGAUAGUAGCAGCUAAUGGUGGAGAACCCUUUUCAGAAGAGAUGUAUAGAGAGACAACCAGAAUAAUGAGGGAAAGGCAGCUUGCCUGGGAUUCACCCCAGAUUGAUCAACAUUUGUCCUUCCUUGCUCCCCUCCUGCAGAGGGUUAUCUUAUUUCAGCACAUUCUCAAUGAGGAAGGUUGA
Molecule: messenger RNA, 771 nt
Organism: Engraulis encrasicolus (European anchovy)
Lineage: Eukaryota; Metazoa; Chordata; Actinopteri; Clupeiformes; Engraulidae
Product: GTPase IMAP family member 7-like
Exons: 2
Coding region: 1-771 (256 amino acids)
Molecular function (GO): GTP binding
Source: RefSeq, a predicted model, not a curated record